Messenger RNA from Clarias gariepinus (North African catfish), 2622 nucleotides. It is a transcript of the gene cax1, whose product is annotated as cation/H+ exchanger protein 1. The transcript is spliced from 20 exons. Gene Ontology annotation, molecular function: calcium:proton antiporter activity. Lineage: Eukaryota; Metazoa; Chordata; Actinopteri; Siluriformes; Clariidae. Gene Ontology annotation, cellular component: endomembrane system; membrane. Gene Ontology annotation, biological process: calcium ion transmembrane transport; intracellular calcium ion homeostasis. The coding region runs from base 19 to 2307 and encodes 762 amino acids. The record is from RefSeq and is a predicted model, not a curated record.
CGAAACGCAAAACACACAAUGUCAACCGAUGUGGAUAGUCUGAGGCGAAGGUCCGCGGUUGAUAGCUCAGAUCACCCGUGGGACCAUGAGCACAGAAAUCUGCGCCGUAGCUCGCUGUGUGACAGAAUAUGUGUGGCCAGCAUUCACCCUGAGAUGGUCGAUACUCCUUCACCCUGUGGCUCACACCUCGUCAUUCACCACACGCCAAAAUGCCUCUCUGCUCAAGGACUCUCCGGACACUCGCGGUGCACUGAGGACCCCUGGCAGGAAGCGAGUCUGAGGACCACCAUCCACGCCGAGAACGAAGUGGAGGCACACAAACUGGUCAAUAACUACAUGUUUGGUUUCAGAAAAUGGAAGAGUCACGUUACCGAGCGUCCGAUCGAGGACCGAUCAGACCAGGUGAAGGAAUUGUACUCUGAGCAGAUUUUCAUCAAACCCUAUAAAGGCUCGCUGAUCAGCAUCGGCAACAUCACCUAUGUGCUUUUGUUCGGCUGGUGGCUCUCUUUAGCUCAUUUCCUUAUUAGCUUUCUGAUGUUUUGCACAAUGAUUGGGAUUCCACAUGGGAAACUCUGUUUCAAGUUAUCAGGUUAUUUAUUGUGGCCCUUCGGGAAAUCAUUACAAAAGGCUAGCAGUCUUUUACAGAAAUUCCCUGUUAAAGUCCCCCAAUGCGGCGCCAUUCCAGAGGAAACGGGUGACGUGAAGGAAUCCUUGGACAAAGUGAAGGAGACCACGCCACUGAUGAGUUCCCAACCCCUCACGCUUAAAGUCCCCACUCUUACUUCUCCUCCCCUUUAUCGCCAUCAAAAGCGAUCUCACUGGUGGUGUUUAAGCACGUAUGUCUGGCUCCUGCUUGGUUACAUUCCUCUCGCUGUAAUCCACUCCCUGGCCUGCUUCCUCGCCUGGAUGUUGGUCUUCACCAUCCCUGUUGCCAAAAUGAACGGCAGGAUCCUCAGCAUCAUCCUCUUCCUGUCACCUGACGAGAUUCAGGUUCUGCCGGUGAAGAACCCUCCAAGUUAUGAAUCGAGGGUUCUCCUGUGCUGUUACCGAGCCUUUAACUGGUACUACUACAAAUACACAGUAGAAGGCAUCAACGUCUUCGCUGUCAACCUGCUGUCGCUUGUUAUCACUGCUCUGGUGAUGGGAUAUGUGGACCAUGAGAACGCUUUUGUCGGCUCCGAGGUAAAGUUUGCCACAGCUAUGACCGCGAUCAUCCCCCUGUCUUACUACAUCGGCAUGGGUAUAGCCAGUAUCUCGGCUCAGAGCAACUUCGCAGUGGGAGCUGUAGUGAACGCCACGUUCGGCUCUAUCACAGAGAUGACCUUCUACAUCACUGCCCUGCUGCAGGGUCAUCGCCUCGGCAACAAAUGUUACGAAGAGCUCGUUAAAUCUGCGCUCACUGGCACCCUGCUCGGUUGCAUCCUCUUUGUUCCGGGUUUGUGUAUGAUCAUCGGAGGCUGCAAGCACCGCGAGCAGAGGUUCAACAGCCGAUCGGCUGGCGUCAGCUCGGCCCUGCUUUUUAUUUCAGUCGGAGGUGUGUUUUCUCCAACACUGUUCUCUAAGGCGUACGGGACCCUGGUGUGUAACAGCUGCAGUAAACCUCCUGGUAACAUCACCCGACCCUUCGUCUGCACGGGCUGCCACUACGAUCUGAGUGAGAACAACCGCUCCCUUUUCCUGAGCCAUAUUGAGCCUCUGGUGUAUACGGUCUCUGUGCUUCUCCCUGCUGCGUAUUUCAUCGGAUUGAUUUUCACACUCAAGACGCACACGCACAUUUAUGACAUCCACAUUAGUGGUGCGCACUGUCACGUGGUAAGUGGCCAUGUGGUGAGCUGGUCCAGAUGGAGGGCUUUGGUGGUCCUGAUCGUGGCCACAAUCCUGAUAGCAGCCUGCGCAGACCUCACCACCGAGCACAUCAAACCCAUCAUCUCUCACUCCAGCGUCUCGCAGUACUUUAUCGGUGUUACCGUGCUGGCGCUGAUUCCUGAGCUUCCCGAGCUAGUUAACGGGAUCCAGUUCGCCCUGCAGAAUAACAUUAGUUUAAGCCUGGAAGUUGGAAACUGUAUCGCUGUGCAGGUCUGCAUGCUUCAGAUUCCACUACUGAUCUUGUUCAAUGCUAUUUAUGAUGUUGGAUUCGCUCUGAUAUUCAGCGACUUGCACCUGUGGGCGAGCAUCUUCAGUGUCAUCCUGGUCAAUUACAUCUUCAUGGAUGGAAAGUGUGAUUAUUUUCAGGGAACGGCUCUGGUGGUCGUCUACCUCAUCCUGCUGGCGCUGUACUUCUUCGCUCCGUCUCCCGUUGGCUGCUGAUCAUCCGGAGCGUUCUCACUGCAUUGGAGUUUUCUCUCGUUUUACAGAAGUGGUGUUUCUUUGUCUUUACUCUAGUGUAUCUCUUUACUUCAGGGGAUAUUUCGGGUGACUCUUCUCUUUGUGGAAACACUUGAUUGUUUUCUUUGAAUGUAUUGUGUGUGGGUGUGCACAUUGGAGAUUUAUAACGGAUUAUGUCUGGGGGGCCAGUGAGGGAAGAAUACGAUCUCACCUUUAGCAAUGUCUUACGCAUUUAAGAUUAUAUAUUGUGCCAAUAAAUGUUAAAAGAAAACUGUUAUACUUAAAACAUUCAUUAAA